This is a messenger RNA of Pyrus x bretschneideri (Chinese white pear), 2486 nucleotides long. RefSeq names its product ABC transporter G family member 15-like. Lineage: Eukaryota; Viridiplantae; Streptophyta; Magnoliopsida; Rosales; Rosaceae. Gene Ontology annotation, cellular component: membrane. Gene Ontology annotation, molecular function: ABC-type transporter activity; ATP hydrolysis activity; ATP binding. The record is from RefSeq and is a predicted model, not a curated record. The coding region runs from base 177 to 2243 and encodes 688 amino acids. The transcript is spliced from 9 exons.
AUCAAGAUAAAAGAAAACGUAAGCUAAACUACCGUAUACCAUCCAUAUCCAUGUUCUGAAGCAUCCUACUUUAUGAGAGAACGUGUAUCGGCCGUCGCUAGGGCUAGGGUGUGCUUAUAAAUGUGAGAAGAGUAUUUCUAGAGUUUGCAGUGAGCAUUGAGCACAACUGUGUAAAAAUGGCAGAGAGGUCGACAGAGAAUAAUGAUAAUAAUAGAUCAGAUGGAGGUGCAGGUGCAGGUGCAGGGAAGUAUUUGGUGUGGGAGGACACAACGGUGGCGGUGGUGGCGAACUUGAAAAAUGGUGCAACGUCGAGAAAGUUGCUAAAUGGGAUUAGUGGCUACGCUGAGCCUGACCGGAUGAUGGCACUCAUGGGUCCUUCUGGCUCUGGAAAAUCAACCGUACUUGAUGCCUUGGCUGGGAGGCUUCCAGCAAAUUUCAAAAUGUCUGGGGAUGUUGUACUGAAUGGGAACAAAAGAAGCAGAAACUGCACAGAUAUUUCAUAUGUAACUCAAGAGGGUUUUUUCCUGGGAUCACUCACAGUCAGAGAAACCCUAACAUAUUCAGCUUAUAUAAGGCUCCCUUGUAAAAUGACCAAAGAGGAGAAGAAUGAGGUGGUAGAAAACACUAUCACAAAAAUGGGGCUUCAAGAUUGCGCUGGAAGUAACAUCGGAAACUGGCAUUUGAGAGGCAUAAGUAAUGGAGAAAAGAGGAGACUCAGCAUAUGUAUUGAAGUACUUACAAAGCCUCAUGUGUUGCUGCUUGAUGAACCCACCAGCGGCCUCGACAGUGCUUCCUCUUUCUUUGUGAUAUGGGCACUGAGAAACAUUGCUCGUGACGGAAGAAUAGUCAUUUGCUCCAUUCACCAACCUAGUAUCGAUGUCUUCAAUCUCUUCGACGACCUGCUCCUCUUAGCAGGAGGUGAAACUGUUUAUUUUGGAGAAGCAAAUAUGGCUGUAAAGUUCUUCGCUGAUGCCGGAUUUCCUUGCCCAACACGAAAAAAUCCUCCAGACCACUUCCUUCGAUGCAUCAGUUCAGACUUUGACAAAGUUCUAGCAGCUCUUAUGCUAUCUCAAGGGAUUAAUUAUGCAUCUACAGAUUCUUUAAGUUCCCAAAACAACCUGACAACAGAUGAGAUCAAAGGAAAGCUAAUCAAUGCGUACAAGUCGUCCGCAUUAUCAACAGAUGCAAGAAAAAGGAUCCGAGAAAUCUUGCUCACUGAAAAACCGGCAGAAAAAUCAAACAAGGGAAGUAGUGCCAUCUGGUGGAAGGAGCUAUGCACAUUGAUCAGUCGAUCUUCAAUAAACAUGUCUAGAGAUAUUGGGUACUAUUGGUUAAGGAGUGUGUUCUACAUACUAAUUGCAGUGAGUGCUGGCUCCUUCUUUUUCCACAUUGGAACGAACAAUCAAGCAAUUAUUGCAAGAGGAAAGUGUGAUGGUUUCAUUUAUGGUUUAAUGAUCUGCUUGUCUAUUGGAGGCAUACCCUUCGUUAUUGAAGAACUAAAGGUAUUUAGGCGGGAAAGACUUGGCGGGCAUUAUGGCGAAGCUUUGUUUGUGCUCUCCAAUUUCCUCUCCUCACUCCCUUUCGUGGUUGGCAUGGCGUUCUCUUCUGGAACAAUACUAUACCACAUGGUCAAAUUUCACACGGGAAUCUCUCAUUACUUGUAUUUUUGCAUCAAUCUCUUCUGCUGCAUUGCUGUCACAGAAGGAACCGCUUUAAUUGCGGCAGCAGUGGUUCCCAACCUCUUGAUGGCCAUAGGAGCUGCAGCCGGCAUAAUGGUAUUCAUGAUGAUGCCAUCUCUUCUUUUCCGGAGGAUUGUUGACCUACCAAAUUUUUUUUGGCGAUAUCCCAUGUCAUACCUCAGCUAUGCAGCAUGGUCAAUACUGGGUCAGUACAAGAAUGACAUGAUUGGGCUGGAAUUUGACCCUCUAGUGGUUGGAGAUCCAAAGCUGAAGGGUGAGGAUGUACUCCUUCACUUGUAUGGGAUAAACCCUGAGGUUUCCAAAUGGUGGGAUUUGGCUGCUUUGGCAUGCUUGUUACUUUGUGUCAAAGUCAUCUUUUACUUGGUGCUCAAGUACAAGGAGAGAGCCUCAUUGUCUAUACAUAAACUCUUUGCAAAAGUAACCUUCCAACACCAUCCCAAGAGAGGCUCAUUGAAGAAGGAGCAAUUUGUCUCCUAUUCCAAGAGACACACAACUCUUCAUCCAUUAUCUUCUCAAGAGGGUCUUGGAUCACCACUUCCAUAGUGUGAUUGACAUCUUUUUCUUUUGGCUAGCGAUUUUCACAUUGCCGUUUUCUCGUUCACUCAUUCUCUUGAUUCUUCUUCGAUUUAUCCAGCUCGAGAUUCCAAACAAUAAAGAAAGGCGAGGAGAGUAUGAGGAGACAACAGUGAGAAUCACUUCGCUUUUUUUUUUUCUUCGCUUUUUGUUAACUUACUUUGUAUAAGAAUAAGGGUGAACAAAUUAAAAUGAAGGUUUAUUAAUUUCUCA